AUGAAUGUCGUUCCGCUCGGCGCCGGGCAGGAUGUUGGGAGGUCAUGUGUCCUUGUCACCAUUGGAGGGAGGACAAUAAUGUUUGAUUGCGGAAUGCACAUGGGGUUCAAUGACGAGCGCAGAUUCCCAGACUUCUCAUACAUCUCGAAAACCAAGAGCUUUGACAAGGUCAUAGAUUGCGUGAUAAUUUCACACUUCCAUCUGGACCAUUGCGGGGCUCUCCCGUACUUCACAGAGGUUUGUGGAUACAACGGACCAAUUUACAUGACCCUGCCGACAAAGGAGGUCUGCCCAGUCUUGUUGGAUGACUUCAGAAAAAUAGUCGGAGCGAAGGGAGACAACAUAUUCUCAUACCAGGACAUAGUCAAUUGCAUGAAGAAAGUCACUACGAUCAGCAUGAGCGAGACAUAUAAGCACGACGAGGACUUCUACAUCACGCCGUACUAUGCAGGGCAUGUUCUGGGGGCAGCAAUGUUCCAUGUUGUUGUUGGAGACCAGUCUGUUGUGUACACGGGAGACUACAGCACAACGCCUGACAAGCACCUGGGGCCUGCAUCGAUCAAAUGCGUCAGGCCCGACCUCCUGAUCACGGAAUCAACAUAUGGCUCAAUAACCAGGGACUGCAGGAGAGUCAAGGAAAGGGAAUUCCUCAAGGCGAUUUCCGACUGCAUAGCAAGGGGCGGACGGGUUCUGAUUCCGAUAUUUGCACUGGGGAGGGCUCAGGAGUUGUGCCUGCUGUUGGAUGGAUACUGGGAAAGAACAGGGCUGAAAGUACCUGUAUACUUCUCCAGUGGACUAACGGAAAAGGCAAACGAGAUCUACAAGAAGUUUAUCAGCUAUACAAAUGAAACUGUCAAAAAGAAGAUAUUUGAAAGGAAUGUGUUUGAGUAUAAGCACAUAAAGCCUUUUCAGAAGUAUUACAUGGACAACGAAGGGCCCAUGGUGCUGUUUGCAUCACCGGGGAUGCUCCACUCUGGGAUGUCCCUCAGGAUGUUCAAGGAGUGGUGCUCGGAUGAGAAGAACCUUGUAAUAAUACCUGGAUACUGUGUCAGGGGAACGAUAGGAGAAAAGGUUCUGAACGGUGCAAAGAGACUGGAGAUUCUUGGAGAGGAGAAGGACAUAAGAAUAGAGAUAAAGAACCUGUCAUUCAGUGCGCAUGCAGAUGCUCAGGGGAUAUUGAAUGUGAUAGAGCAGUGCAGUCCAAGGAAUGUGAUGCUUGUCCACGGAGAAAGAUCUCGGAUGAAGCAACUCAAAAGAAGCAUCGAAGAAAGGUUCGGCAUUCCGACAUUCCUUCCGCCGAACGGAACACUUAUAAAUAUCCCAUUGAAAAGCACUGUCAGCCUGAGGAUAAGAAAGGAAAGCAUUUCUAGGUACUUCCGGCCGAACUUGUCAAAAAGCACCGUCUCUCUAAGAAUGAAGCUAUCCUCUGAAAAGAAGAGGAACUUCAUUAAUGUCGUAGACUGCGAGGACUAUAUUGAAGACAGCACCUAG
This is a messenger RNA of Encephalitozoon hellem ATCC 50504, 1491 nucleotides long. Its product is annotated as putative RNA-processing beta-lactamase-fold exonuclease. Gene Ontology annotation, cellular component: nucleus. Bases 1 to 1491 code for a protein of 496 amino acids. The record is from RefSeq and is a predicted model, not a curated record. Gene Ontology annotation, biological process: snRNA processing. The transcript has a single exon. NCBI's taxonomy places the organism in Eukaryota, Fungi, Microsporidia, Unikaryonidae.